AUGGGUGCUGUAGACAAUCCAUUGUAUGGUAAAGGCGUGUAUUUCUUACGAGGUCCUUUCUUUCCAAAGAAUCGGCCCAAUACUUCUUUCGAUUCUCUCGCCUUCGAAGGGCACGACCAUCCUUUUGUUGGCACCAGACUAUCUUACAUGGGUAGUUUUACUGAUUCAGUUGCUGUCACGAGCACCGGCAUAGUAUGCAACAUCGAUACUGUCCAAGAAUCAUCUCCUAAAAGCCCGGAAGACAUACUUCUCACAACAAUUGAUACUACUAAACUUUUGACAGUCUUGCAUUCAGACUUCCAUCCGAUCGUCAACACGAUUUGCCCAGUAACUGCCAUUUCAAGAACCACUGCAGUGUCGCCAAGUAGUGACCCUGAGACACAUAACACCCAAACGAGGAGGCGUAGUAAUCGUAUCCCAACAUACUCCCAAUCUGAGAGAUCCACUCCCACGAUGAAGUCGACACCAUCAUCUACAUUCUGUCCAUUAGCCUUUCAAGUUGAAGAUUGGGGCAAGAGACCAGUGUUUAGCUCUCCAAUCGUACGAUCUUCAUCCAACAAACGCCGUCGUUUGAACUCCAUGUAA
This is a messenger RNA of Melampsora larici-populina 98AG31, 585 nucleotides long. RefSeq lists its product as uncharacterized. NCBI's taxonomy places the organism in Eukaryota, Fungi, Basidiomycota, Pucciniomycetes, Pucciniales, Melampsoraceae. The record is from RefSeq and is a predicted model, not a curated record. The transcript is spliced from 3 exons. Bases 1 to 585 code for a protein of 194 amino acids.